Molecule: messenger RNA, 1611 nt
Organism: Metarhizium robertsii ARSEF 23
Lineage: Eukaryota; Fungi; Ascomycota; Sordariomycetes; Hypocreales; Clavicipitaceae
Product: Cytochrome P450 CYP5081C
Exons: 1
Coding region: 1-1611 (536 amino acids)
Molecular function (GO): heme binding; monooxygenase activity; oxidoreductase activity, acting on paired donors, with incorporation or reduction of molecular oxygen
Source: RefSeq, a predicted model, not a curated record
AUGUCUGGCACCUUCUUCUUACCCUCAUCUCUAGCAGAGCUGGGCUGGAUCCGGCUGCUAUGCCUUUGGGCCAUAGUCACCUUCCUUUGCAAAGUCACGUACCGGCUGUUCCUGUCACCGCUGCGCACAAUCCCCGGGUCUCCUCUAUCGCGCAUCUUCAGUUCUUACUCGGUGGUCAAGCGGGUUGUAGCGCAGGGAGCGAAAUCGGUGCGAGAUGACUACGAGGCGUACGGCGAUAUUUACGUCAACAAGCCCAAUGGCGUGAGCAUCAGCAACCCAAAGGACAUCAAGAUGGUGCUCACGACGUACGAGUUUCGCAAAACCGACAUCUACCAGAUGCUGGAUAUCCACGACCAGCCGAGCAUCUUUACCAAUCGCGACCCCAAACAGGCCAGCCAGCGUCGACGUCAAAUCGGGCCUUAUCUCAAUCACACCUAUCUCAGCCGCAUGGAACCCUUGAUUCUCAAAUAUAGCAUCAUGGCCAUCAAGCAGAAAUGGGAUCGUCUCCUCGACGAAGCUGAGGCGAAAAACACCAAGAUUGGAGGCGUCGCGUCCUCGGUCACGGUCAACUUUCGCAACGACACACAGUAUGCCACGUUUGACACGAUUGGUGCGCUGGCGUUUGGGCGCGAGUUCAAGGCUCUGGAGACGGACGACGCGACUAUUAUCCGAUGGAUCGAAGCCACUGGAUUCUAUCUCGGCAUGACGAAAAACUUUCCUUUUCUGCUGUUCUGGCCGUUGGACAAGCUGAUUCAGAAGAAGAAGGACAUGUUUGAGAGUUUUGUGCAGUACAGCAAGGAGUCGGUGCUCCAGAGACGGCAGCAAUUAAACAGCAGCAGCAGCAGCCACCACGACAAGGAAAAGCCAGUUGAUCUGCUACAGGCGCUGAUGGAUGCCGAGGAUCCAGAGGCGGAAACAAAGGUGCGCAUGACGCCCGACGAGGUCAGCACGGAGAGCAUCGCCAUGCAGCUGGCCGGAAGCGAGUCGACAUCCUUCGUCACAUCGUGGGUGAUUCACCUCCUAACGCUGUAUCCCGCGUACAUGAAGCGCGCCGUGGACGAGGUCCGAAGCCAGUUCCCGGCAUCGCACAUGGUUGGGUUCGACGAGUGCAGGAAACUCCUCCCCUUUCUCGAGGCCUGCAUCUACGAGACGCUGCGCUACUCACCCAUCACGUCUGGCUUCAUGCCGCGCGUCAACCCGGUCAACGGCGUGACCAUCCAAGGCCACUACAUCCCGGCCGGUACCGAGGUCGCCAUCAAUCUGCACGGGGCCCAUGUGCACAAGGACGUCUGGGACCGGCCGUACGCGUACGACCCGACGCGGUUUCUCGACAAUGACGAGGCUAAGCGGAACGUGUUUGCCUUUUCCUACGGGCAUCGUAACUGCAUCGGCAGGAACUUGGCGUGGGUGGAAAUGAUGGUCAUUUUGGCCAAUCUGCUCAAGGACUACGAUUUGACGCUGCCAGAGGACAGCGUGUGCGGGCCGCAUAAUGUCGAUGAGUUUGGACGUCCGCGCAUCAUGCCUACGAGGAGUACCCUUUUUACUACGCCCAAGUACCCGGAGAGGGAUUGCAGAAUUGUAGUUGGCAGGGCACCAGCACGGAAUGCGUAG